Molecule: messenger RNA, 606 nt
Organism: Humulus lupulus (European hop)
Lineage: Eukaryota; Viridiplantae; Streptophyta; Magnoliopsida; Rosales; Cannabaceae
Exons: 2
Coding region: 1-606 (201 amino acids)
Molecular function (GO): nucleic acid binding; RNA-DNA hybrid ribonuclease activity
Source: RefSeq, a predicted model, not a curated record
AUGAAGAUUCUUGAGAAAAAAGAGGUGGAGGAAUUUUUGGUGUUGUGUUGGAGAAUUUGGUAUCGUCGUAACCAAUUUGUUCAUGAUAAUAAGCUUCUUGAUGACGAUAUGGUGGGUCCUUGGGCUCUGAAUUUUCUGUGGCGUUAUCAAGAGGCACAAAACCAAACCCGAACUGAGGAAGGUGGUGGUGGGUCCUCUACGCAUCCUACUGCUGCGCAAGUGGUUCCCUUGGCUGAUGGAGAGAUGAGUGUUCAUGUAGAUGCUGGUUUAGAUGUUGAUAAAGGGAUGGUGGCGCCUCAUGUCGCUAAAGCAGCUGCUGCCCUUCAAGGGAUGCUACUCUGUAUUCGCCUUGGCUUCCUUCGUAUUCGGAUUAGUACAGACUGUCUUCGUGUUUGCCAAAGCAUUGCCCGUAAGGAGGCUAACAAUUCAGAAUAUGGCAUUGUUCUCCAAGACAUUUAUCAAGCAUGGAGCUCUUUCUCGUCUAUUUCCAUUGGUCAUUGUAAUAGAGCUAGUAAUUCUACAACUCAUUCCUUAGCAAAACUUGCAUUAUCUCUUGAUUCUCCUAGAGUUUGGUGGCCUGGUUUGCCUUCAUGUCUGUGGCCUUAA